Molecule: messenger RNA, 1434 nt
Organism: Knipowitschia caucasica
Lineage: Eukaryota; Metazoa; Chordata; Actinopteri; Gobiiformes; Gobiidae
Source: the annotation of a GenBank genome assembly
AUGGCAGGGGACAUCCGAGGAUUCGCGUUGGAUAAGGUCGAGAUAAUUUCAAGUUGUUUGCGGGAUCUGCUGUCUUCUGGAGAAGGUUAUGUCAGAACACAUUUGGGAGUGGAGCUGGGUCUGAGAGCGGAGCAGCUUCCUCCGUGGGUGAUGCUGCUCUCGGCCGUCGUGGGGCUGCUGGUGCUGAUGGUGCCCUGUGCCGCUGUCUGCGGCGGUCUGCUUGGCGGGAAGAAGAAGCGAUCAGUGAACAUAACAUCAAAGGAAAAUGUGGAGCCCCAUAAGGAUUUAACCAAAAACAGUGCAGCGCCAGAAGAACUGAGAAGGAAAAACAAGAAGAAACUGACUGAAAAGAAGACCCCAUCCAAUGGGCAACCAGUGUCUAUAUCACACGGGUGUCAAGAAAAUGUGAAGGUAUCGCCCAAGACUAAAGUAGAAAAGCUGCAGUCAACGUCUUCAGAGGUUCUAUCGGUCCAGAUACCAACACAUGUUAAGAAAAACAAAAAGAAACCUAAGCCUGAGGCGAGACCAACCCAGCAAACAUCUACACCUGAGGAAAAGCAGGAUGAUGGUGCAUGGGAGACCAAAGUCAGUAACCGAGAGAAGAGGCAGCAGCGAAAAAAGGAGCGAGGUUCUGAUGUCUCCGGAAGCCCAGGAGGCCUUGUGGCCCCUCGGGCUCCUGUAGAGGGACCUGGGGUCAAGACAACCAAGAAGAACAAAAAACAUGGCUCCCUGCUUUCAAAGCCUCCUGGAAAAGUGGGUGUAGGAGCUGCAACCACCUGGAGUGAAGAAGCUUUGAACAAUACUGCAGGAUGGAUAGAUAUGUCUUUAAAAGUGUCCUCCAAAAGGGGGCCAAUGGAAGGGCCAAAGUGGAGUGGCCUUUCUGCAACCCAGCCCUGGACACAAGAAACCCAAGUAGCAUGGAGUGGGAUUGAGGGAAGAAUGAAGAAUGACCUGAAUCCAGUGUCAUUUUCAAUGCUGGCACCAAGCCCAGCAGAGCCAGCUGCCAGUUCAAUUGAGCAGUGGACAAAUCAAGUUCCAGAGGAUGAUUGGUCUGGAUUUAAUGGGAUCACUACAGACCCCACCUCUGACUGGAACGCCCCGCUCGAGCACUGGGGUAACUACGAAGAGCCACCUCCAGUGGAGCCUCCUGCCUUUGCAUUAAAGGAACAACCAGGCAUCAUCAAGUUGUCUGAAGAUGAAAAGGACAGUGAUCCAUCUGAGGGAGCAGCCAAGUCUAAGAAGAGGCGAAGAAAGAAGAAGAAGACUGAAGAAGAAAGUGGGUCUGCGUCUCAGAUGGUGAGCUCUGUUUUCAAACAAGAGCUUUCAGUACAAUCUUCUCACAAACCCAGCACAUUACCUGCUCAGAAGAAGCCUGAGGAGACAGCAGAGCCUCUCAAGUUUGUGCAAAAGAAAAAGGUUCGAAGAGAAACUUGA